Molecule: messenger RNA, 801 nt
Organism: Glossina fuscipes
Lineage: Eukaryota; Metazoa; Arthropoda; Insecta; Diptera; Glossinidae
Gene: sel
Product: protein seele
Exons: 4
Coding region: 99-677 (192 amino acids)
Cellular component (GO): endoplasmic reticulum
Source: RefSeq, a predicted model, not a curated record
UACUGCCGGGGAGUUUCGGCCACGUAAUUUCAAUUCAGUUUAAUGUGUUGCAUAUGAGGCAUAAUUUCGGCGAAUUUUGUUUGUGAAUAUUCCGAAAUAUGAAGCUCUCGAAACAUUUGAUUAUCGUUUCGAUAAUAAUAAAUGUAGCACUAGCUGCAGAAAAAUUCACGAGAGCUGAUGUCAAAUGUCAAGUAUGCAAAGUUGUGAUAAAGGAAAUGACGGAUGAAGUGGCAAAAGUGGGUCCAAAUAAAAUAGUAGAAGUUGGCGGUUUCCGUUUAGAUUCUUCUGGAAAUGCUGUUCGUCAAAAAAAAUCUCUGACGAAGUCCGAAAUGUUUUUAACAGAAUUGAUGGAGAAAGUUUGUGAAAAACUGAACGACUACGUAAGAGUAACUGAUAAGAAGACUGGUAAAUUGCGUUUAAUCAAACUCAUGGUUGACGGUAUGCUGAAUCCAGAUACCUCUGAAGUUGAUUUCGUUCAAGACGAUGAUUUGAAUAAAAGUCUACCUGUCUAUUGUCUAGAAAUAAUUGAAAUUCAAGAAGAGCCGCUUAUGAAAGCUUUUCAAGCGGACAUAUUAGAUGAGAACUUGGAUAUAAAUAUUUGUACAGAAAUAGGCAAUUAUUGCCAAGAUGCUCUCAUAGAGACAGACUACGAUUUCGAAGAAAAAGAAGAGCUGUGAUAGCAUUGUUCACUCGGAGUUGAAUUGCACAAUUUUCCCGAAACAUUGCUUUAUUGGUUUUUGUUAAUAAUUUAAUAUAGUCUUAUAAAAUAAAAAUAAUUUUUAAAAAAAAAUUUUGUAAAUU